AUGGUCUAUGUACAGUAUGGACACAGAAUACUGAUUUUAUGAUUUUAAGGUUACUUCAUUUUAAAAUUUAAUUCAAACUAUACAAGAAGGAAUUCAUUAUUAUUAUUGAAAAAUUCACCAAUAUAUACCAUAUAGACACUUAUAAUAGGAGCAAUAUUCUACUUAUGUAAAUACUGAUUAUGGAAGGAGAAUUAUCGAAAUUGGAAAAACAAGCGUUAGCUCGUAAAGAACGAUUGAAAGAACUCAAACGUAAACGAAAUCCAGAUGAGCAUAAUGGAAUAACAGAAAAUGCAUUACCGAAACCUAAAUUCCGAAGUUAUAAACCAGAACAUGACGACUUGAGUAAAAAUAAAGUUCCUGAUGCGAAACCAGAAGAUUUAACAGAAGAAGUCAAAUCUCAGCUGGAAUCUGCAAAGGAAAGUAUUAUCAUAGAUAAUUUGGACUUAUCAACACUUGCUCCUCGUAAGCAAGAUUGGGAUAUGAAGAGAGAUCUUGCUAAAGAACUUGAAAUAUUAGAGAGGAGAACUCAAAAAGCAGUUGCUGAACUUAUACGUGAAGAACUCAAAAAAAGGCAGAAUCUAGGAGAUGUUGCAAGUUUAGAUAUGCCAGGGUCAAAACUAGUAAUUUCAUAGUAAAAAUAGAAUGAAAUGAAACACCAUAAUUUCUUUCUAAAUUGAUUGAACACAUGCAGAAAGAGUAUAUGUAACAACCAAAGAAAGAGAUAUUUAAGAAGGAUGCUAUACUGGAUUAAAUUAUUUUUACGAUGGUUUUAUCUUUCUUUUAAAGGUAAAACCAAAAUUUGUACAGUAACACAUAUUUGCUGAUUCAAAUUUACUUCGUAUUUUGCUGGGAACAUAAUGGUGAUAACUCUUGUAUUAAUUAUUUAUCAAAUAUACUGUGUUCUGAUUACACAAUGAAUAUUUGAUUGUCCAUUAAGCAAUAAUUACUUACACAUACUAUUUGUAUAAUGAAGCCUAUAUACUCCAUUAUUACUAGUAAUAAUUGACCACAUACGACAGAAUACAUUACAAUGCAAGAAACUUUAGAGGAAAGUUGAAUCAUUUGUUAUUUUUCUAUGAAGAGAUGAAUAAAAACAUGCUAUUAAU
Messenger RNA from Harmonia axyridis, 1106 nucleotides. Its product is annotated as coiled-coil domain-containing protein 12. The transcript has 2 exons. The record is from RefSeq and is a predicted model, not a curated record. Bases 180 to 632 code for a protein of 150 amino acids. Gene Ontology annotation, cellular component: U2-type spliceosomal complex; post-mRNA release spliceosomal complex. Lineage: Eukaryota; Metazoa; Arthropoda; Insecta; Coleoptera; Coccinellidae.